AUGCUCAGUUCAGUGUGCGUCUGGUCGUUCCGCGGGAGCCAGGGGACCGGCAAGCAGCAGCCUCAGCCGGUGCCAACGCCGCAGCCGCCUGAGUCCUCACCGCCGCCUCUGCCGCCGCCGCCGCAGCAGCAGUGCGCUCAGCCCGGCACUGCCGCCUCCCCGGCGGGUGCCCCGCUUUCCUGCGGGCCUGGGGGCCGGCGUGCCGAGCCAUGCCCCGGGCUGCCGGCGGUGGCCAUGGGGCGGCACGGCGGCGGCGGCGGCGACAGCGGUAAGAUCGUGAUCAACGUGGGCGGCGUGCGCCAUGAGACGUACCGCUCCACGUUGCGCACCCUGCCAGGGACCAGACUGGCCGGGCUGACCGAGCCCGAGGCGGCCGCGCGCUUUGACUACGACCCGGGCACGGACGAGUUCUUCUUCGACCGUCACCCGGGCGUCUUCGCCUACGUGCUCAACUACUACCGCACCGGCAAACUGCACUGCCCGGCCGACGUGUGCGGGCCGCUCUUCGAGGAGGAGCUGGGCUUCUGGGGCAUAGACGAGACGGACGUGGAGGCCUGCUGCUGGAUGACCUACCGCCAGCACCGUGACGCUGAGGAGGCACUGGACUCCUUCGAGGCCCCGGACUCCUCGGCCAACGCCAACGCCAACGCCGGAGGCGCGCACGAUGCGGGACUGGACGACGAGGCGGGCGCAGGAGGCGGCGGCCUGGACGGGACAGGCGGCGAGCUCAAGCGUCUGUGUUUUCAGGACGCGGGCGGAGGUGCCGGAGGACCUGCCGGGGGCGCGGGCGGCGCGGGCGGCACCUGGUGGCGGCGCUGGCAGCCCCGUGUGUGGGCGCUUUUUGAGGACCCCUACUCGUCGCGGGCUGCCAGGUAUGUGGCCUUCGCCUCCCUAUUCUUUAUUCUCAUCUCCAUCACCACCUUCUGCCUGGAGACACACGAGGGCUUCAUCCACAUCAGCAACAAGACGGUGACGCAGGCCUCCCCAAUCCCUGGGGCUCCCCCGGAGAAUAUCACCAACGUGGAGGUGGAGACGGAACCCUUUUUGACCUACGUGGAAGGCGUGUGUGUGGUCUGGUUCACCUUUGAGUUUCUUAUGCGGGUCACCUUCUGCCCAGAUAAGGUGGAGUUUCUCAAAAGCAGCCUGAACAUCAUCGACUGUGUGGCCAUUUUGCCCUUCUACUUGGAAGUGGGCCUGUCAGGUCUCAGCUCCAAAGCUGCCAAGGACGUGCUGGGCUUCCUGCGUGUCGUCCGCUUCGUGCGCAUCCUUCGUAUCUUCAAGCUGACCCGUCACUUCGUGGGGCUGCGUGUGCUGGGCCACACGCUCCGGGCCAGCACCAACGAGUUCUUGUUACUCAUCAUCUUCCUGGCUCUGGGGGUCCUCAUCUUUGCCACCAUGAUCUACUAUGCCGAACGCAUCGGGGCUGAUCCUGACGACAUCCUGGGCUCCAACCACACCUACUUCAAGAACAUCCCCAUCGGCUUCUGGUGGGCUGUGGUCACCAUGACGACACUGGGCUAUGGAGACAUGUAUCCCAAGACGUGGUCUGGGAUGCUAGUCGGGGCACUGUGUGCCCUGGCUGGUGUGCUGACCAUUGCUAUGCCCGUGCCUGUCAUUGUCAACAAUUUCGGCAUGUACUAUUCACUGGCUAUGGCCAAGCAGAAAUUGCCAAAGAAGAAAAACAAACAUAUCCCCAGGCCCCCGCAGCCUGGCUCACCCAACUACUGCAAGCCCGACCCCCCGCCUCCACCCCCACCACACCCCCACCACGGCAGCGGUGGCAUAAGCCCACCGCCGCCCAUCACCCCUCCUUCCAUGGGGGUGACUGUGGCCGGGGCCUACCCACCUGGACCCCACACGCACCCCGGGCUGCUCAGGGGUGGUGCUGGGGGCCUGGGAAUCAUGGGAUUGCCUCCUCUGCCAGCCCCUGGUGAGCCCUGCCCAUUGGCUCAAGAAGAGGUGAUUGAAACCAACAGGGCAGGCAGUGACUUGGGUGUCCUGGAGGAAGGAGUAGACCCCCGUCCCAAUGGAGACCCUGCGGCAGCUGCACUGGCCCAUGAGGACUGCCCUGCCAUCGACCAGCCAGCCAUAUCUCCAGAAGACAAGAGCCCGAUCACUCCCGGAAGCCGGGGUCGCUACAGCCGGGACCGAGCUUGCUUCCUUGUCACAGACUAUGCCCCUUCCCCUGAUGGCUCCAUCCGAAAAGCCACUGGUGCUCCCCCACUGCCCCCCCAUGCUGGCAUAAGCCAGGCCCCCCAAGCUUCUUGCCCGACCUCAACGCCAACGCAGCAGCCUGGAUAUCCCCCUAGUGGACGAGCCCCUUCCCCCCCAGGCUCUUGUCACCGCCUGAGACCUCGCGAGACCCUCGGGUUCCCCCUGUCCCUUCCCCCCAGGUUACGAGAAGUCCCGCAGCCUGAGCAGCAUUGUGGGCCUGAGCGGGGUGUCCCUGCGCCUCGCGCCCCUCGCCACUCCCCCUGGCUCUCCCCGGGCCACGCGCCGAGCUCCCCCGACCCUGCCCUCCAUCCUCUAGCGCAACCCUCCCCCCCUGUGGGGGGACUGGGGGUGAUGGGAAGGUGAAAAGGAGCUGGGAG
Molecule: messenger RNA, 2591 nt
Organism: Mus caroli (Ryukyu mouse)
Lineage: Eukaryota; Metazoa; Chordata; Mammalia; Rodentia; Muridae
Source: RefSeq, a predicted model, not a curated record